ACACACGGAUAUCAGUAAGAAAGGUAAAUGUAUUUCACACGGAUUUCCGUGGAAAUUCCGCUUAUAACCAGCAAAUUGAUCCAAAUCUGAAGCAUAUCGAUCCAUGUCCUUCUCCCCCACCCCUAAAGCGUAUCGAUGUCCUUCUCCCCCAAAUCGAUUCAGCCUUAUCAGAGGUCUGGAAGCGGUCGUAGGCAACAACAAUUUGAUAUCUCCCCCAAUUUCGAAGCGGUGUCUCCGCCCAUUACUGCCUAUCUCUAUCAUUCAAUUCAAUCUCAGUCCAUCGCAGCCAAUUGUGUGACCUGAUUCGAAUCGAGCGCUAUAAUUUUGAAGUUCCACUCACGGUAAAGGAGCUUUAGUGAAUCAAGUUUGUGGCGUCGAGUUGAUUGUGGGGUUUGCGGCUUCUGGGAAUAUCUUGCUUAUCUUUAUUUCUAGUAAUAUAAGGAGAACUGUCUGCAGCUACUACCUAUUGUCUUUAUUUCUCAGAUAAAGGGGACGAAGAUGAGAAAGAAGGAGGAAGAAAAAACUUAAGCAGGUUUGCUUGCACACUUGUUUGUUUAAUUUGAGGUUACUUUGGGAUGUGUUGUGUUGUAUGUUGUCCUCUCUUCUAUUUUGGUAGUUGGCUUACUAGUAAGUAUAUCUUUCUCAAGAUGAUAUAAGGCAUGAGUUAAUUACUAAAGGAGGAACACUUUUUUUGGCAGACAUCUUUAUAUUAGCUAAGUUAUGGAAUUGACAGAACAAAACACCAAAGAAAGUGGAGAGGCAUUUAGUUGUAAGCUGUUGCCUUGUAGUUGUUUUGUAUUAUGCUAAAAAAUUCUUCAAAUUGGUCUUGACUUCUCUGUGAUGUUGACGGCGGAUUGAGUUAAUUUGAUUAAGAUAAUAUUAAUAGCAAGCAAAUUGAAGGUUCUAUUUUCAUUCUGCAUGUUGUCAUGUUGAUAAUGCCUGCCUUGUGCUAUUAUGUGUUCAAGUUUGAGCUUUAUUUUCUGUAGAUUAUUCUUAUUGAUCAUCUUUCCUGUUGAUUUCCUUAUUAUGGUUUCACUUCUAUAUGCUAUUUCCACAAUCUAUUUAGUGCCACAGUGGUAGAGCAUGUACAGAUUACAGUUUUAUGAGCAUUUUUGUUGUAUCUUUUAUGCAAGAUGAUGACGAAGAUUAUAACAAUGAUGAAGAUGGCAGACUGAGCAAAUCCGGAAACGAGUUAAAGAAGCUACUUGGGCGCCUGAAUAAGUCAGAUACAGAGGAUGACGAUGACAAUGACAAUGCCGAUGGGGAUGGGGAUGAUGAUAUCGAUGAUGUUAUUGACAAGGAUCCCCUAAAAGCAGUGCCUUCUGGAACUUCUCAAAUAACCCCAUCUACCUCCCAAGGAAAGAGAAAAAGUAACGAUGAUGAAGCCAAGGCAUAUACCGGUGCACCUCACAAGAAGGCGAAGACUGAAAAUGGUCAAAAACCUUCUGUCAAAGAAGAGCCUGCAUCUGAUAGUCUUGUCACUGAAGAAAUCAAGGCUGUUUUGAUGCAACAGUCACCAAUCACCGUGUGUGAUCUUCUUAAUAACUUUCCAGGAAGACUCCGGCCAAAAGAGAUCCUCAGCUCCUGUAAGUUACCCUCAAUUCAUGGAUGUAUUUCGCUAAUGUAUCUUUACUUUGAAAUCAGACGUGUUUUAGCUAGUAUUUAGAAAAUUGAUUACUAUAAUACUGCUGCAGAUGCAAAGAAAGCUAACCUGGAGGGAUCCACUUUGAAGUACUAAUUACCAUAAAAAGCUUUUGUGUUAAUUUAUCACUUUGCAGUCACGUUCUGUAUUGUUUGCUAGAAUGGUGGAUAAGCUUUGCCUUUGGGUUUUUGCAUAUUCUCCUAUAUGUUCAUCUUUUAGCUAUAGUUCACUGGGCAUAAUGUAAUUGCAAACAAAUACUUUUUCUUAAGUUAGGUUUCUGCACUAUGUAACUUAGUGUGUUACUUUCUCCAUUAUAUACGAAAUGUAUUUUGCUAGAAAUGUAAAGAACAUCUUCCUAUGAAUGUAAAGUUUAAUAUUUUCGAUUGAGUUGUGGAUUUGUUCAUUUUAUUGUAAAUAUUUGAAGUAUAUUUAUUGUACAGAAAUAAAAGUAUUAUUAUGUUCAGGUUGCAAAUUAAUUAGUAAAAAUAUUU
Messenger RNA from Rosa rugosa (rugosa rose), 2133 nucleotides. Its product is annotated as transcription initiation factor IIF subunit alpha-like. Lineage: Eukaryota; Viridiplantae; Streptophyta; Magnoliopsida; Rosales; Rosaceae. Gene Ontology annotation, molecular function: DNA binding; RNA polymerase II general transcription initiation factor activity; TFIIF-class transcription factor complex binding. Bases 1103 to 1666 code for a protein of 187 amino acids. The transcript is spliced from 5 exons. The record is from RefSeq and is a predicted model, not a curated record. Gene Ontology annotation, biological process: positive regulation of transcription elongation by RNA polymerase II; transcription initiation at RNA polymerase II promoter. Gene Ontology annotation, cellular component: nucleus; transcription factor TFIIF complex.